UCGUGCUCUCAUACCACUUGAUGGCUAAUUAUUUUAUGUUUACAUUUCUUACUAGUAAUUUUUAGUCUUGCUUUACUCUUUAGUAUAUAAAUAUAACCAUCCCUCUGAAAUUUUUCAAAACUCGAUUGAUUUAUAAUUUUAAUUUUUAUUAUUCUUUUCUUGUUUUAUAUUAUCAUUAUUAAACAAAGUCAAGUCAAUUCAAUUCACAUACUUCAUUCAAUUACUGUUUGAAGUUAUAAAAUAUAUAUAGAGUGAAAACUAAUUGCUACAACCCCCUUAGUUUCCCCCCUAUCCGCAUACUAAAAAAAAAGUACAAUACUGAAAAAGUACAAAACUCAAAAACUAUUAUCAAAGUCAUAAAAAUUACAUAAUGGCUGAAAUCACUUUAGGUAGAUAUCUUUUUGAAAGAUUACAUCAAUUAGAAGUUAACACAAUUUUCGGUGUUCCAGGUGAUUUUAAUUUAUCACUUUUGGAUAAGAUCUAUGAAGUUGAAGAUGCUCAUGGAAAAAACUCUCUUAAAUGGGCUGGUAAUGCUAAUGAAUUAAAUGCUGCUUAUGCUGCAGAUGGUUAUUCCAGAGUUAAAGGUUUAGGUUGUAUAGUUACAACUUUUGGUGUUGGUGAAUUAUCAGCUCUUAAUGGUAUUGCUGGUUCUUAUGCUGAACAUGUUGGUGUUUUACAUGUUGUUGGUGUUCCAUCAAUUAGUUCUCAAGCUAAACAAUUAUUAUUACAUCAUACUUUAGGUAAUGGUGAUUUUACUGUUUUCCAUAGAAUGUCAAAUAAUAUCAGUCAAACUACUGCUUUUAUUUCUGAUAUUAAUUCUGCUCCUGCUGAAAUUGAUAGAUGUAUUAGAACUGCUUAUAUCAGACAAAGACCAGUUUAUUUAGGUUUACCAGCUAAUUUAGUUGAUUUACUUGUUCCAGCCUCAUUAUUAAAUACUCCAAUUGAUUUAUCUUUACAACCAAAUGAUCCAGAUGCUCAAGAAGAAGUUAUUGAAACUGUUUUGGAAUUAAUUCAUAAAGCUGAAAAUCCAGUUAUUUUGGUUGAUGCUUGUGCUUCAAGACAUGGAUGUAAAGAAGAAGUUCGUAAAUUAGUAGAAACAACUCAAUUCCCAGUUUUCACUACUCCAAUGGGUAAAGGUGUUGUUGAUGAAGGCGGAGUUGAUGGUGAAUUAUUAGAAAAUGAUCCAAAUUUGAUUUCAAAAGUUGCAGCUAGAUUAGUUUCUGGUAAGAGUGUUUCUUCAAGAUUCGGUGGUGUUUAUGUUGGUACUUUAUCUAAACCAGAAGUUAAAGAAUUUGUUGAAAAUGCUGAUUUAAUUUUAUCGGUUGGUGCUAUAUUGUCCGAUUUCAAUACUGGUUCUUUCUCUUAUUCAUACAAAACCAAAAAUAUUGUUGAAUUCCAUUCUGAUCAUACUAAGAUUAGACAAGCUACUUUCCCAGGUGUUCAAAUGAAAGAAGCUUUACAAAAUUUGAAUUCAAGAGUUGCACCAGCUGCUGCUCAUUAUAAAGUUAAACCAGUUCCAAAGAUUAAAUUAGCUAAUACUCCAGCUACUGGAAAUGUUAAAUUAACUCAAGAAUGGUUAUGGACUAAAGUUUCUUCAUGGUUUAGAGAAGGUGAUAUCAUUAUUACUGAAACUGGUACAUCAGCUUUUGGUAUUGUUCAAUCUAGAUUCCCAAAUAACACUAUUGGUAUUUCUCAAGUUUUAUGGGGUUCCAUUGGUUUCUCUGUUGGUGCCACUUUAGGUGCAGUAAUGGCAGCUCAAGAAAUUGAUCCAAAUAAGAGAGUUAUUUUAUUUGUUGGUGAUGGUUCUUUACAAUUAACAGUUCAAGAAAUUUCUACAAUGAUUAGAUGGAAUACUACUCCAUAUCUUUUCGUUUUAAAUAAUGAUGGUUAUACUAUUGAAAGAUUGAUUCAUGGUGAAACUGCCACAUAUAAUGAUAUUCAACCAUGGGAAAACUUAGCUUUAUUACCAACUUUUAAAGCUACUCAUUAUGAUGCCAUUAGAGUUGCAACUGUUGGUGAAGCUGAAGAUUUAUUUAAGAAUAAAGAAUUUGGUAAGAACUCCAAGAUUAGAUUAAUUGAAGUCAUGUUACCAAAAAUGGAUGCUCCACAAAAUUUGGUUAAACAAGCUCAAAUUACUGCUGCAACCAAUGAACAACAAUAGUUUAUUUCAUCAUCAUGACCCAUUACGUUUAUAAAAUAAAAAAGUUGCUAAUUUGUUAAUUUGCUUCUUUUUCGUGUUUGU
Messenger RNA from Scheffersomyces amazonensis, 2242 nucleotides. It is a transcript of the gene PDC12, whose product is annotated as Pdc12p. The transcript has a single exon. The record is from RefSeq and is a predicted model, not a curated record. Gene Ontology annotation, cellular component: cytosol; nucleus. The coding region runs from base 371 to 2161 and encodes 596 amino acids. NCBI's taxonomy places the organism in Eukaryota, Fungi, Ascomycota, Pichiomycetes, Serinales, Debaryomycetaceae. Gene Ontology annotation, molecular function: thiamine pyrophosphate binding; magnesium ion binding; pyruvate decarboxylase activity.